ACCGCCGCCCGGUUUCCAGCCGCCGCCGCCCGACAGGUGAGCGGGUCGCGGCCGCCGGAGACCCCGCGGGCAGAUCUGGAGUCCCGGAAGCCCGCAAGGUUCGCAGCAGUCCCCGGGGAGAGGAGCACCUGACAGGCAGCUCCAUGCUGUCCCCCCUCUAUCCGGACCAUGGCGGCUCGGCGGUGUGGCCUCAGACUUCGUCCUGCUCCUCCUCGUCUCCGGGCCUCCACCGGCCGCUGCGCUGCCGCCCUCCGCCCAUCAGCGGGAGCAGCGUGGGCCCGAACCCCACGUACUACCACACUGUGUACGACGUCCGGGUGGAGCAGUACAGCGAGCUGCCCUUCAGCGGCGUGGGCGGCGGCUACGGGGUCCGCUCCAGCCGCGGCUCCAUCUCCCUGGUUGCCAACGGCAGCGAUCCCACGGUGCCGCUGAUUCGCCGGAGGGGAGGAGUGGUGGAUCACCGCGAUGUCAUUCUGGCUCACCAAGCACACAAGCUGCACAACACUCCGCAGGCCAGGAGGAAGCAAUGGGAAAUGGCGCGUUUUGGAGACGAGGUACCCAACAGGUAUGGAGGAGGAGGAGGAGGUGGUGGCGGUGGUGGCGGGGGUGCCGGCGGACAAGGGGGGCCCGGCCGUGGCGGCAGCAGGCAAGGGGGGCCCCCCGGAGCGCAGCGGAUGUACAAGCAGUCGAUGGCCCAGAGAGCCCGGACCAUGGCCCUGUACAACCCCAUACCCGUCCGGCAGAGCUGCCUAACGGUCAACCGCUCCCUCUUCCUCUUCAGCGAAGACAACGUGGUGAGGAAGUACGCCAAAAAGAUCACCGAAUGGCCUCCUUUCGAAUGGAUGAUCCUCACCACCAUCAUCGCAAACUGCAUCGUCCUGGCUCUGGAGCAGCACCUUCCAGACGGAGACAAGACGCCUCUGUCCGAGCGACUGGAGGAGACAGAGCCCUACUUCAUAGCCAUCUUCUGUUUCGAGUCGGGGAUAAAGAUCCUGGCUCUGGGUUUUGCGUUACAUAAGGGCUCCUACCUGAGGAACGGCUGGAACGUCAUGGACUUCGUGGUCGUGCUCACCGGUAUUUUGUCAUCGGUGGGCUCUCAGCUUGAUCUGAGGACGCUACGGGCCGUCAGAGUGUUGCGACCGCUGAAACUGGUCUCUGGGAUUCCCAGCCUGCAGGUGGUGCUCAAAUCCAUCAUGAAGGCCAUGAUCCCCCUGCUACAGAUCGGCCUGCUGCUGUUCGUGGCCAUCCUCAUGUUUGCCAUCAUCGGCCUGGAGUUCUACAUGGGGAAGUUCCACACCACCUGCUACGAUGAGGUUACAGGGGAGAUUGUGGGCAAAUCUCCGUGUGGCAAAGAGUUGCCGUCCAGGUUGUGUCCCAACGGCACGGUGUGUCGAGGCGGCUGGAUCGGGCCCAACUACGGCAUCACCCAGUUUGACAACAUCCUGUUCGCCAUCCUCACCGUCUUCCAGUGCAUCACCAUGGAGGGAUGGACAGAAAUGCUCUACUUCAGUAACGAUGUGGAGGGCAGUGCCUGGAACUGGAUGUACUACAUCCCCCUCAUCAUCAUCGGCUCCUUCUUCAUGCUCAACCUGGUGCUGGGUGUACUCUCAGGUGAAUUUGCCAAAGAGAGGGAGCGGGUGGAGAACAGGAGCGAGUUCCUCAAGCUGAGGCGACAGCAGCAGAUUGAGCGGGAGCUCAACGGAUACUUGGAGUGGAUCUGCAAAGCAGAAGAGGUGAUUCUGGCUGAGGAAGACGGCACGGGGAACUUUGAUGGUUCGAGGCGAAGGCCAACUAUGAAAACCAAAAACAACAAGACGGAGCUGCUGAGGAACCCCGAGGAAGGAGAGGACAACAUGGGCGAUGCUGUCGGAUUUGCCCGGUCCAGUAUCAAGAGUGGUAAGGAGGGCUCCAAUUACAGUAAGAAGGAGCGGCGGCUGCGGUUCUUCAUCCGCAAGAUAGUGAAGACGCAAGCUUUCUACUGGACGGUGCUCUGCCUGGUGGGCCUGAACACCAUAUGCGUGGCGUCGGUGCACUACGACCAGCCUCAGCUGCUCACCGACUUCCUCUUCUAUGCAGAGUUUAUCUUCCUCGGUUUGUUCAUGUCUGAGAUGCUGAUCAAGAUGUACGGCCUGGGCAUCCAGCCCUACUUCCACUCCUCAUUCAACUGCUUCGAUUGCGUGGUGAUCAUCGGCAGUAUCUUCGAGGUUGUGUGGGCCACCAUUAAACCGGGCGCGUCCUUUGGAAUCAGUGUGUUACGAGCUCUGCGACUGCUCCGCAUCUUCAAAGUCACCAAGUACUGGGCUCCUCUUCGAAACCUGGUGGUUUCCCUCCUGAACUCCAUGAAGUCCAUCGUCAGUUUGCUGUUCCUCCUCUUCCUCUUCAUCGUGGUGUUCGCCUUGUUGGGGAUGCAGCUGUUUGGAGGACAGUUUAACUUUGAAAAUGAAACUCCGUCCACCAACUUUGACACGUUUGCAGCUGCAAUCAUGACGGUGUUUCAGAUCCUGACCGGUGAGGACUGGAACAUGGUGAUGUAUGACGGCAUCAAGUCCCAGGGAGGCGUCAAUGACAAAGGGAUGAUCUUCUCCAUCUUCUUCAUUGUCCUUACUCUCUUCGGCAACUACACUCUGCUGAACGUCUUCUUGGCCAUCGCUGUGGACAAUCUGGCCAACGCCCAGGAGCUCACCAAGGAAGAGGAGGAGCAGGAGGAGGCAGCCAAUCAGAAGACAGCGCUGCAGAAGGCCAAAGAGGUAGCAGAGGUCAGCCCGCUGUCUGCAGCCAAUCUGUCGAUCGCUGCCAAGGAGCAGCAGAAGAAUCAUACCAAGGGCAACAAGUCGGUGUGGGAGCAGCGGACCAGCGAGAUCCGCCGGCAGAACCUGAUGACGAGCCGCGAGGCGCUCUACAACGAGCUGGAGCAGGAUGACUGGAAGGUGGGAGGGGAGGGAGAGGAGGUGUCCUACCCAAAGAAAGGACGAGGUGACAUGAAAACCCACUUGGACCGCCCGCUGGUGGUGAACCCGCAGGACAACCGCAACAACAACACCAACAAGACCCAACCGGGCGAACUCCCUCUGGACCAGGUGUACCGGCGGCAGGACAUCGACCACUGCCGCCACCACUACCACCACCACCACCGCCACCAGAAAGCCACGGCAGCAGACAGGAGGGAGCCAGGGCCGCUGGCGGAGACCCGCAUGGAGCACGGCUUCAGCUGCACCUCCCUGGGCAACGUGGAGGCCAGCGCCGACGGCCAACAGGGGGAGGAGCGGCACGGCCACCGGCACAGCCACCGGGGCCACCGGCACAGGAACAGGGAGGGCAGGGAGACGCGCAGCGUCUCCCCCCAUCACAGCGAGGCCGGCGAGGGCAACGGCGAGCGCCGCAGGACCAGGCAGCACCGCAGGGCGGCCAGGGAGGGGGAGGAGGGCAGGCGGCACCGGUCCAGGGGGACUGAGGCAGAAGCGGAGAAGGGCGAGGAUGGGGCGGGACGGAAGACGAGACGACAUCGCCAUGGCAACCAGGAGAGGAGCAGAGGUCAUCGAACCAGAAAGGAAUACCACGGCACCGGCCCCAGCCUCUCCACCACACGGCCCAUCCAGCAGUACAACGAGGACCUGGACAACUUCCGGAACAACAGCAAGCUGGCCAACGCCCACGAGCACCCGUACGACCUCCCGCCGGACCACCCCGACCACAUGAACAACCUGCUGAACUGCCGCGACGCCGACACACACACCCUGCUGCACAGCAUGGACAGUCUGAUCCUGACCAGCAUGGCCAAGCCCGAGUACACGACCAUCGACAUGCCGCCCGUCUACCCGUACCCCUCAACCAACGCCAUCCUACAAGUGAACAAGAACGCUAACACUGACCAGAAGAAGGGCGAGGAAAAGGAGGGGGAGGACGAUGAGGGCGGGGACGAGGACGGGCCCAAACCCAUGCCUCCCUACAGCUCCUGCUUCAUCAUGUCCACCACCAACCCGUUUCGGAAGUGCUGCCACUACAUCCUGACUCUGAAGUAUUUCGAGUUCAGCAUCCUGUCCGUCAUCGCCAUGAGCAGCAUCGCCCUGGCUGCCGAGGACCCCGUCUGGCCCGACUCGCCACAAAACAACGUGCUGCGUUAUUUUGACUACGUUUUCACAGGCGUCUUCACAUUUGAAAUGUUGAUCAAGAUGGUGGUGCUGGGCUUGUUUCUCCACCAGGGCUCCUACUUCCGCGACUUGUGGAACAUUCUGGACUUUAUAGUGGUUAGUGGUGCUCUGGUGGCCUUCGCCUUCACGCCGGCGACCACCACCCGGGGGAGCAGCAAAGGCAAAGACAUCAGUAUCAUCAAAUCUCUGCGUGUGCUGAGGGUGCUGCGUCCUCUGAAGACCAUCAAACGUCUCCCCAAGCUGAAGGCCGUCUUCGACUGUGUGGUGAACUCCCUGAAGAACGUGCUAAACAUCCUGAUCGUCUACAUGCUCUUCAUGUUCAUCUUCGCCGUGGUGGCUGUGCAGCUCUUCAAGGGUCGAUUCUUCUUCUGCUCGGACGAGUCCAAAGAAUUCGAGUGCGAUUGCAAGGGCGAAUACUUAGAGUAUGAUAGGGAUGAAGUUGCAGCUAAGAAGCGGGAGUGGAAGAAGUACGAUUUCCACUACGACAACGUGGCUUGGGCCUUGCUCACCCUGUUCACCGUCUCCACUGGAGAGGGGUGGCCGCAGGUGUUAAAGCACUCAGUGGACUCAACCUAUGAGAACCAGGGCCCGAGCCCGGGAUACAGGAUGGAAAUGUCCAUCUUUUACGUGGUGUACUUCGUUGUCUUCCCCUUCUUCUUCGUAAACAUCUUCGUGGCUCUCAUCAUCAUCACCUUCCAGGAACAAGGAGAUAAAAUGAUGGAGGACUAUAGCUUAGAGAAGAAUGAGAGAGCGUGUAUAGAUUUUGCCAUCAACGCCAAGCCUCUGACUCGCCACAUGCCGAAGAACAAGCUGAGCUUCCAGUAUCGCAUGUGGCAGUUUGUGGUGUCUCCGCCCUUCGAGUACAGCAUCAUGGCUCUGAUCGCACUCAACACCAUCGUCCUCAUGAUGAAGUUCGACGGUGCCUCGUUGGCCUACGACAACGUCUUGAAGAACCUCAACAUCGUGUUUACCACUUUCUUCUUCAUGGAGUCGAUCCUUAAGAUCAUCGCCUUCGGCCCUCUGAAUUACUUCAGAGACGCCUGGAACAUUUUUGAUUUCGUGUCCGUACUCGGAAGCAUCACCGACAUAUUAGUGACUGAGAUCUGGAACAACUUCAUCAACCUGAGCUUCCUGAGGCUCUUCAGAGCCGCUCGGCUCAUCAAGCUUCUGCGGCAGGGAGAGACCAUCCGCAUCCUGCUGUGGACCUUCAUCCAGUCCUUCAAGGCUCUGCCGUACGUGUGUCUGCUCAUCGCCAUGCUCUUCUUCAUCUACGCCAUCAUCGGCAUGCAGUUGUUCGGGAAUGUCUCUCUGGACGACGACGAUGAGGACGCCCUCGACGAGCACAACAACUUCCGGACCUUCAUCAUGGCCCUGAUGCUGCUGUUCAGGAGCGCUACGGGUGAAGCCUGGCAUGAGAUCAUGUUGGCUUGUCUGGGCGGGAAGCAAUGCGACCCGGCCUCAGGGAACACAGAAGCCGAGUGUGGAAGCACCUUCGCCUACACCUACUUCGUCUCCUUCAUCUUCCUCUGCUCGUUUCUGAUGCUGAAUCUGUUCGUGGCCGUCAUUAUGGACAACUUCGAAUAUCUGACCAGAGACUCGUCCAUCCUGGGGCCACAUCACCUGGACGAGUAUGUAAGGAUAUGGGCCGAGUACGACCCCGCCGCCUGCGGCCGGAUCACUUACACAGACAUGUAUCAGAUGCUAAGACACAUGUGUCCGCCGCUAGGCCUCGGGAAGAGGUGUCCCGCCCGGGUCGCCUAUAAGAGGCUGCUGCGUAUGGAUCUGCCGGUUGCCGACGACAACACGGUGCAUUUUAACUCCACCCUCAUGGCUCUCAUCCGGACGGCACUGGACAUAAAGAUCGCCAAGGGCGGUGCAGACAAGCACCAGAUGGAUGCCGAGCUCAGAAAGGAGAUGAUGGCCAUUUGGCCCAACCUGUCGCAGAAGACGCUGGAUUUGCUGGUCACGCCACACAAGGCAGCCACAGACUUGACGGUGGGCAAAAUCUACGCCGCCAUGAUGAUCAUGGAGUACUAUCGGCAGAGCAAGACGAAAAAGCUGCAGGCACUGCGAGAGGAACAGAAUCGAACGCCAUUAAUGUUUCAGCGCAUGGAGCCGCCCUCUGAGGGAGGCGGCACGGAGGGCCAGGGGGGGCAGGGGCAGAACGGCCUCCCCAGCACCCAGCCAGACAACGUCAACAGCAUUCCUCCUGAGGGUGGCAUGACUGAGAACGAGUCGUGGGUGACGACCAAAGCCCAGGAAAUGUUCCAAAAGACGGGCAACUGGAGCCCCGACAGACCCUACCCCGACGACCUCCACGACAAUCGGCACAACCCGCAGACGGUAGAGAUGAGGGAGAUGGGGCGGGACGGGUACUCCGACACUGAGCCCUAUCACCCAAUGGAUGGGCACGGGCGGACCCUCUCCAUGCCCCGCCUCUCGGCAGACAACCAAAGAGCUCAUGCUGUUUCGCGGAGGAGACACAGGCCUCGUGGAAAUGACCUCAGUACCAUCACCGACACCAGCCCGAUGCGCCGCUCCACCUCCAGCCUGGUCCACGGACGCACGGGCCGAGGCGUCCGGCUCGACGACUACUCCCUGGAGAGGGUGGUGUCCGAGGAGGGCCGACACGGGGGAGGGCGGAGGCACCGGGACAGGAGCCACCGCACCUCCCAACGCUCCCUGACCAGAUACACCGACGCAGACACGGGCCUGGGCACAGACCUCAGCACCACCACGCAGUCGGGUGAUCUCCCACCGAAGGAGCGCGAGCGUGACCGCGGCCGCACCAAGGACCGCCGCCACCACCACCAUCACCACCACCACCACAGCUCCAUGGACAAGGAGCGCUACGGCCCCGACCGCCAUGAAUACUCCCACAGGCAUCCCCACGACCGCCACUGGUCCCGGUCGCCCAGCGAGGGGCCCGAUGGGCGGGGCCACAGACAGGGCAGUAGUUCGGUGAGCGGCAGCCCGGUCCCCUCCACCUCGGGGACCAGCACUCCACGGAGAGGCCGUCGGCAGCUGCCUCAAACCCCCGCCGUCCCCCGUCCGCACGUCACCUACUCCCCCGCGGUCCGCAAGCCCGGCUACGGCCCGCCGGGCCCGGGCCGCCUGCGCUCGCCGUCCCCCCGACACUUCUCUCCGCCGGACCACGACCGAGGCUACCACCACCGGCCGCCGUCGCGCCACGCGUCCCCCCAUCACGGAGGCUCCUCGUCCCGGCACGGGUCGCCGCGCUCCCCGAGGCACCAGUCCCCGCGCUCGCCCCUCCACGGCUCGCCUCGAUCGCCUCACCGGGGCCGCUGGAGCGGGCCGCCGCCCGGGGACAGCCUGGAGGGCGACGGACCCUUCUACGAGAGAGAUUACGAGUACGAGCGGCACCACGAGCCCCCUGCCUACGAGCAGAGCCUUUCCCACGGCAACCCACACCCACAUGGAGGAAACCCUCACCCGCACCCCCGCUCACCCAGGACUGCCCGCCACGGGCCCCCUCCGCCCCCACACCCGCAUCCGCGUCGGGUACCCAACGGCUACCGCUCAUCCUCACCGUCCCCACAUCGACGGGGACCGCCGGGGGCGCCCCCGCACCCGCACCACCGGCCUCCCCACGCCAGAGGGCCUCGCAAGGGCCUGCAUGAACCUUAUAGCGAGACGGACGAGGAUGACUGGUGCUAGCAACGGCAGAGAGCGAAGGGAUACAGGCAGCAGAGAAGAAGAACAGCAGCAGCCUCCAGCGCUUUGGCCUCGGACGUGUAGACUUUAAGUAGUGAAAAUGAAAGGGUUGGACACCCUCUAAACACUCUACCCUCAUCCUGCAGACUCUGACCGAGAGGAGGGGCUGUAGGGGAGUGUGCUGCAAAUGGCUUUUUUACACAUUUUGUGUAAGACUCAAAUCAAUAAAGGAGCGGCACGUGAAAGAAACGCAAAACAGACAGCUGGGAAGAAUGGGCCAAGGCGUAGGCACCUCUGCCUCUCUCCGUCUCAGAACUACGCUCCCCGGAAGGUGGCAGGAGGACGCGGCAGACGCCGCCACAGGAAAACAAGAGGGGCUUUACAGGCCGAGAAAGCGAUUCUCCCAGACUGAUGCCCAAUUGCUUGGAUUUGCCAGACCUCUGCUGCGUGCUGCUGGUCAGACUACUAAUGUUAAAAAGCCUGAAAAAUGAGCUGGAAUGCAGAAUCCAUGGCUUUGACUCUGCUCUGAGACAGAUAUGUUUAAUGAAAAACACAUUAAUAGAAAGUCAGGACCCCCUAAACCCUUACAUGCCAAGCUAUGCCUCCAGAAAAUCAAACUUGAACAAUGAAGAACACAAUGAAACUUUACAUAAGAAAAGAAAAAAAGGGAGAAAAACCACUUUAUCUUUAAUCUUUUUCCUUUCCAAGGGACAGAACCAGGAAGCUCCGCCUAUACUGCAAAAACCAGCCAAUCACAGCGUUGGCUGAUAUUUGAUGAGUUUUAUCAUCUCUGUUUACUGUUAAAGACUCACUUUAAUGCUGAUGGGACUGCUGUGACAUCACUUCCUGUCCAGCCGGUGGCGGGUGGCGGUAGCAGCGCGAGCCAGGGGAAGGGUGAGGCAACAGUGUGGGCUCGCUUCCCGUUUCCGAGUGCGCUGGGAGGGGGUGGGCUCAGGUAGCUCGAGAAGAGAGUCGGACACUUUUGUCGAGCCUCUUUCCUCCUCUGCUACUCCACCACCCCCCGACACGCGGCGAAAAAGGAUGACCAGACAGGAAAUGACAUCACGCGGUUGAAGGCGGCGGAGGAGAGGAAAGGAGGGAUGGUAAAAAAAACAAAAAAGACUAAUUUCUUCAGUAUUUCUUCUCUCGAUUACUUCUCCUUCUUGUUCUUCUUCGGACAUUGGAGCUUGGUUCUUCUGUUGCAUUCGCUCAACCUCCUUUGAUCUUUUUCGGAGUCCAAAAAUUUGAUGGAAACCUGCAUGAUUGAUUAAAUACAUACUUGAGAGGAAAUCUUAUCUGGUGUGGGAGGGACCUGGGGGCUUUAUAGGAAACUUUGCAUUUAGGUUUACUGAAGAAGUUCUCCUCUGUCACACCCGCUCUCUCUCUCAGCAUCUCGAAAGUUAUUUUCUGGGUUUCUGGGUUUCCCUCUGGACCCCAAACAGGCUUUGACAGUCAGCUGUGUUGCUUGCCUUUUAUUGUUUGAGCCAAAACUCUGUUGAAAGACGCACCGUCGUGGAGUCACGUUAAAGUUUCCUCCAGUGCUCGAGAGACACGAGGGAGAGAGCGCCAGAAGAGGCCAACUUCUACCGCUCUUCAUUUAUAAUUGUUAAAGAUGACAGUCUAAUGAAUAAUGAAACCAAUGUCCAUGCAAAAUGAUCGUGACAAUGAUGAUACUGGUGAUGAUUGACUGAUUGAUUGAUUGACUGAUUGAUUGAUUAACUGAUUGAUAGAAGUGUUGCUAUAGAUUUGUUGUUAUUGUUAUUUGGAGUUGAAGUAUGCUAUGUCCAUCUUGUUUACAUUCGUUCUGUUUUUUUAAGCCCCCCCCCAUACAAUGACGUUUACUGGGUUCCUGAUGCCUUCCUGCAACGUUUCGGUGCAAACGACGGCUUGGGAACAUUUCACUUAGCAGCAUUGCGUGUUGUAACGCAAAUCUUACCGCACGUUUUUCUCUCCAGGGCGGCAGAAGCGGAGGUCAGGGGAGAUCUCAGUGUUUGACCUGCAAUGAUUCAAAUGGGGUCAGUGCUUAAGCCAACCCAAAGAUCAAAACUUCAUGUUCAAAGCGAGGGUGGGGUA
Messenger RNA from Salarias fasciatus (jewelled blenny), 9896 nucleotides. RefSeq names its product calcium channel, voltage-dependent, P/Q type, alpha 1A subunit, b (gene cacna1ab). The record is from RefSeq and is a predicted model, not a curated record. Gene Ontology annotation, cellular component: voltage-gated calcium channel complex; neuronal cell body; membrane. The transcript has 53 exons. Gene Ontology annotation, molecular function: high voltage-gated calcium channel activity; calcium ion binding. NCBI's taxonomy places the organism in Eukaryota, Metazoa, Chordata, Actinopteri, Blenniiformes, Blenniidae. Gene Ontology annotation, biological process: calcium ion import across plasma membrane; chemical synaptic transmission. Bases 144 to 7826 code for a protein of 2560 amino acids.